ACUGCGGACACAAUGCAGGAGAUGACCAGAGACUGCGGACACAGUGCAGGAGAUGACCAGAGACUGCGGACACAGUGCAGGAGAUGACCAGAGACUGUGGACGGACAUAGUACAGGAGAUGACCAGAGACUGCGACACAGUGCAGGGGAUGACCAGAGACUGCGGACACAGUGCAGGGGAUGACCAGAGACUGCGGACACAGUGCAGGGGAUGACCAGAGACUGCGGACACAGUGCAGGGGAUGACCAGAGACUGCGGACACAGUGCAGGGGGGAUGACCAGAGACUGCGGACACAGUGCAGGGGAUGACCAGAGACUGCGGACACAGUGCAGGAGAUGACCAGAGACUGCUGACA
Molecule: messenger RNA, 356 nt
Organism: Staurois parvus
Lineage: Eukaryota; Metazoa; Chordata; Amphibia; Anura; Ranidae
Source: the annotation of a GenBank genome assembly